Molecule: messenger RNA, 3663 nt
Organism: Ochotona princeps (American pika)
Lineage: Eukaryota; Metazoa; Chordata; Mammalia; Lagomorpha; Ochotonidae
Gene: MUC3A
Product: mucin 3A, cell surface associated
Exons: 10
Coding region: 149-3103 (984 amino acids)
Source: RefSeq, a predicted model, not a curated record
CCCUUCCUCAUCAGUUAGCAGUUCUUGGACCUCUGGGUCCUUGGCUCUAGCCACCACCAAUGAGGCCCACACAGCAGGUGAAUCCACCUCAACAGCCACAUACACCACUGACACCCACUUGUCUGUAGGCACCAGUGGAUCAGUGGGCAUGGGGUCACACCUUUCUCCAACCACUUCCUUAGCAACGCUCCCAAGCAUCUUCCCAUCAACUUCAUCAUUGCCCAAUAGCAACACAACAUUCCCUGUGCACACAGCUUCCGCCACCACUCUGGGUGUGUCCACAGCUCUUGUCAACACUCUAAGUCCUCCAGCAAGUCCUUUGUCCACCUCUGGGUUUUCCUCUUUCACAAAUACCAGCAGCCUUUACACACAGCCCAUUUCUUCUGCCCCAGGCAAAACCAGAACACUCCACACCACAGCUGAGUCUCCCCCAACACCCACUCCCACCAGUGUGAUCACAGCAGCCACCCCCAUGGGACCACACGCAUCCAGUGCAGCUUCCACUGGCCCAGGCCAUGGGACUUUCCCCACCCCUCAGGCCACCUUCCUGGGAGAGACCACCCUGAUAACUGCCAGCGAGGACCCUGCAGUGUCUUUCAGUACAGAAACCACUUCCACUGCCCUGGUACCUCGCACAAGUCCCACGGCUGCCAACACAGCUGCCCGACCCACUGCUACAAUUAGCGAGUUUCUGACAUUCAUUCCGGGUGGGAUUCUGUCCAGCAGGGAGCCGGGCACCCCCAUGAGCACCUCUACCACUGUGCCUUUAUCUCCCUUGGGGACCACAGCCCCUACCAGUCACUCCCAGGCUACCCCUCCAGUCGGCACCACCCCUCCCAGUUUUCCCACCAUCUUUACCAUGGCCACUGCCUCUUCUCCCAGUUCCUUAGAGACCAGGUGGAUGCCCACGGCCAUGCCCCCUUGUUCUCUGGACACGAACACCCCUGAGAGGACUCUGACGACUGCCAUCCACUCUUCUGUAGGUGCCCCUGGUUCAGAUCUCCCCACCACACCCAUGGCACCCCAGACCUCAGCAAGCCUGACACACAUCAUGUUGUCCUUCCCAGCCCUGCCAGACUCGAGAACAUCACCCCCAGGGGGCCCCAAUUCCGUUUCCACUCCUGCCUGGCCCACAAGCCCUACAAAGUCUGACGCCAGCUCCCUUGCUACAGUGUUGGCACCCACAUCCCCUCCAGCAACCUUUGACAAUAAAACCUACAGACCCCCUGGGCCCACCCUGCUCAGCCCCUACUCCUUGCACACUGACACACCAGCGCUUCACUCUACAUCCAGCACAGUGACAUCCCUCAGCCCUGUCCCAGGCCCCCCUGUAACAGCACUCCCCACUCAGCAUACCUCGCUCACGGCCACGCCCACUGCCAGCACAGUAAGCAUGGGGCCGUCUUCCCUCUCACCGUUCCCUGCUCCCUCGUCUUCUGCAACCAGCUUGCCCCUGAGCACGCUGCUCACUGCAACGCCCACUUUUUCUGAAGCUCUCCUUCCUCCCACUGUACCCCAGCCAGAGAACACAGCCAUUACCACCCUGUCCCCCUCCCCAACCACCCUUUGGGUGGAGCGGGAGCCUAGUGCCCAGUCCACCCCCUUCUCAAUCCUCACCUCUAUGGCCAAAAUGGUCACCUCUCCCAGUUCCACCACUGUGACACCUGUCACUCCUACUCUGAUGGGCACUUCUGCCUCUGUAACCAUGGGACCACAGCCCAGCACCAUCACAAGUGAUGCACCCAGCUCUGAGGCCAUCCCUGCCAGCACUUGGUCACUCCCCAGCACAACAUGGAAGAGCCCUGAGCCUGCCACCACCCCCCGUGGGUCUGGCCUUCCCACAAAGCCCAGUGGCAGCCUUCCAGCCAUGACGAUGACCUCCAGCAAGGCGACACAGCCCACCCUGCUCCCUGCCAGGACGUCGGAGACACCGGCCACCCCUGCCUGGACUCCCUCCAGCCUCACGUCCCCCAGGACCACAUCCAGUGUGAUUCAGAGCAGCCCAGAGUCAAGGCUGACCACACUCCCAGGUACCUGUGACAACGGUGGCACCUGGGCCCAGGGCCAUUGCACGUGCCUCCCGGGCUUCUCCGGGGACCGCUGCCAGCUCCAGCAGUCCAGGUGCCAGCACGGGGGCACGUGGGACGGCCUCAGGUGCAUUUGCCCCAGCACCUUCUAUGGCUCCACCUGCCAGUUUCCUGUGGAGCAGGUGGAUGUGGACACGGUGGAGGCCGUGGUGGUCAUGGAGGUGUCUGUGGACCAGGAGUUCACCCAGGACCUGAAGGACAACAUGUCUAAGGCCUACAGGGAUUUCAGCCACGCCUUUCAGGAGCAGAUCCAGGAGAUUUACCGGGAAGUGCAGGAGUUCAAAGGGGUGCAGAUCCUGUCCCUCAGGAAUGGCAGCAUUGUGGUGGACUACCUGGUCCUUUUGGAGCUGCCCUUCAGUCUCCAGCUGGAGAACCAGUACAAGGAAGUUCAGAAUGCCCUGCAGGAGCAGCUGCAAAACGCCAGCCAGGGCCUGGACACUUGCCAUAGUGGCCAGACCUUGUGCUUUAAGCCUGACUCCGCCAAAGUGCACGCCAGCACCCCGAUGGAGCUGACCCCGGAAGCUCUCUGCCGCCGCGCCGCUGCGCAGGGCUACGAGGAGUUCUACUUUCCCGUGGUGGACCGGAACCGGCUGCGCUGCGUCACCAGAUGCACGGUGGGCGUGGACGGCGCCCUGGACUGUCACCAGGGCCUGUGCCUUCUGCAGAGGAACGGACCCACGUGCCGCUGCUUUUCCUCGGACACGCACUGGGUUUGGGGUCCACGCUGCGAGGCAGCCGUGCACUGGAGGGCUCUGGUCGGGUGCCUGGCGGGGGCCGCGCUGCUCCUGUUGCUGCUGCUGUUGCUGCUGGGCAUGCUGGUGGCGCACGCCCGACGGCGCAGGAGCUCACGCCAAGACAGGCAUUGGGACCAGGACAGGAAGUGGGGGGAGUCCUGGGACGAGGACAUCGUGGGGAUCUUCUGUAACAUGGGCCUGCAGGGUCCCCGAGCAGUGGAGGAAGAAAAUUGCUGUGUGGCUUUGGAGAUGGUGGAUCACAAUGUGAGAGUGAGGGGCUAAGCCUGCACACCCCUUCCUGUCCCCACACUCCUGGAGAGGAGGCAGGGUGGGCUGGGUCUGUGUGCACACCCUCACCGAGCUCUCCAUAGCAGGUGCACACAUCCAGAGACCUGAGGAGGCCAUGUCCUCCAUCCCACCCUCCUAGCUCCAGUGCAGUGGGAGGGAACCACCUGCACAGCCUCCGUGGCAAGAGACCACUCUGAGAUCUGAGUCGCCGGGGCUCCCUGUGUCCUCGACAACAUGACACUCUCUCCUCCACCCGCCUAGUCCCCCCAUCCUCCUCCUCCCCAUUUAGUUGGAACCCACCUGGAGUGGAGACCCAGGUCACAUCCAGGUUCUUCCGCUGUGAGACCUGGGGCAAGUUGCAGUCUCGGUUCCCCUCACCUGUGAAAUAAGUGUAACACUCUCCCCCAACCCCUUGUCCACACCCUGUGAAUGCCACCUCUGCUGAUCUGGUUCUGUGCCUCCAUCUGUCCUCAUGCGCUCACUGCCUCACUGCCAGUCCUGAUCCUCGUCUUCCUCGCUCUAGGUUUCUGGUUGCCCCUCACUGUCUGCUCCUG